AUGGCGGGAACUUCUCUUCCUUCAUCUCUCCUAAGUCAAGGACCCUCUUUACUCUUCUCUUCUUCGAUCUCAGAAGCUAAAUCCCCAAUUCUGAUCACAUCUGGAAACCGCUGUCUUGUUCGUUGUUUGGCUAAGAAGAAAAUCAGUUUUGUCGAUCAGAUCCUCGAUUACAUCGAAGGCGGUCCAAAGCUAAGGAAAUGGUAUGGAGCUCCUAAACUUGUGCCAAAGGAUGAAACUUCAAGUGGAGAUGACGAUGAAUUCGAAGAGGAAGAAGAUGAUGGUGAUGGAGAUAAAGACGCUGUUUUUGUAACGGAUGGAGACAGUGAUUUGGGUCAGAUGAUUAUACUGCAACUGAUUGUGAAAGGGACUCGUGUUAAAGCACUUGUCAAGGACAAAAGAAAGGCUUUAGAAGCUUUUGGAGCUUAUGUUGAGCUGACGUCUGGAGAUGCAAGCGACGAGCGUUACUUGAGGAAAGCUUUUAAAGGCGUUGCUGCAAUCAUAUCUCCAACGGAAGGUUUCUUAUCGAAUGUCAAGAGCUUAAGAGGUGUAAAACAUGCAGUUCUCUUGUCUCAGUUGUCUGUUUAUGAAAGCAGCGGCGGGAUUCAAGCUAUGAUGAAUAACAAAGCGAAGAAACUGGCCGAGGGAGACGAAAACGCGGUUAUAUCUUCGAAAGUGCCUUAUACAAUCAUAAGAACAGGGAAGCUGGAGGACAGUCCUGGAGGGAACCAAGGAUUCAACUUUAGCAAAGGUGCUGCAGCCAAAGGAAGCAUAAGCAAGGAAGACGCUGCUCGUAUAUGUGUCGAAGCUCUAAGCGUGGUUCCACCAACAGGAUUGAUAUUUGAGGUUUCGAAUGGAGAAGAGGCUGUCUCUGACUGGGAAGGACAGUUGAUGAAAGUGAUGCAGAAACAGAGUGAAAAGAAGUAA
Molecule: messenger RNA, 924 nt
Organism: Microthlaspi erraticum
Lineage: Eukaryota; Viridiplantae; Streptophyta; Magnoliopsida; Brassicales; Brassicaceae
Source: the annotation of a GenBank genome assembly